AUGACGACAACUAAUAGUAAGAGUAAGAACACGAAAAAAGAUGGUGCUGAAAAAAAGACGAAGACGUCGAAAACGACAGCCAAGAAGAAAAGUUCGACGUUGACUAUGUCGAAAUCUCAGACUUCAACCGAUCAGAAAGAAAACGAAAAGGAGAGAAAACGGGACGAGAAAGACAAAAUUUCGGAUAACAAGAAGGCGAAAGAGGAAACGGUUGGGAUGGAGAAGAAGAAGGAAAAGAAGGAAAUAGUGAAAGAAAUUCCGAAAGAACAGCCGAAAGAUCAACCGAAAAAGGAAAAAAGAGCUGAAGACGAUGCGAAUAAGCCGAAUGAGCCGAGUGGAAUGGAUGUGAUUGUGAAAGAAGACGAUAAGAAGACAAAAAUGGAUGAUGGAUACGAGGAUUUCGGCCCGGGAGCACAACAAAGUUGA
Caenorhabditis remanei is the source of this 426-nucleotide messenger RNA. RefSeq lists its product as uncharacterized. The transcript has 2 exons. The record is from RefSeq and is a predicted model, not a curated record. Lineage: Eukaryota; Metazoa; Nematoda; Chromadorea; Rhabditida; Rhabditidae. The coding region runs from base 1 to 426 and encodes 141 amino acids.